AUGACAACCAGACAAAACGGUGAUAUCACAGAUAAUCACAACAACAAUUAYAACAACAGCGGCGACCAUGGUGGUGGUCGAUGUCGGAUUGAUAAAGAUGCCCUUGACAAACAAGUCCAAGAAAAGAAAAUACUUCGAGACCAAGAACAAGCAAAACAACAAGCGUAUUCAAAUAAGUUAUUACAAGACUGUUCUGUAUCGUUACAACUAGAUGAACAAAAUAAAAAAAAACAAAAGAAAAUAGAUCUUGAGAUUUUAGAGUUCAGGAAAAAAUAUCAAGCCCCUGAAACACGAAGGGAGUACGACAUAUACGACCCACUACAAUGUAGAAAAACUCAGCAAAAUCGCAUUGGUGACGAUGACCCAAGAAUUACAUUAUCAUCAGUUCAACGAUUUGAAGGCGAAGAGGGCAUGGCGAAAGAACAAAAAGCUGAACAAAUAAAACAGCAGCGUGUGUGGUUAGAAAUGCAAAUACGUGAAAAAAAUAAGACUCGAGAAGAGAAUAAAAACGUCGAACGUACGUGGCAAGAAACCGAACACUCGACAGUUCAGCGAGCAUUAGCACUUGCAUCGCUGGAAAAUGAGUGUAGAAAAAAAUUGAUAGAAGCAAAUUACCGAUACAACCAAGCUCUAGCGUCUGAGCAAAAAAUGAAUAAAAGUAUUAUGUUAGCCGAAAGCAACGAAGACAAAAUGGCAGAAGUGUACAACGCGAUCACAGGAGACUUUUUAACGGAAAAUCCCGAACUCGGAUUUAACAGUGCUUUAGGGCCAGGAAAAAUAUCAACGUCGAACUACAAAGGAUUAACGCCGGCCAUGAAACAAGCAAUWUACGACGAACAAGCUAAUCAAAGAGCAGAACUUAAGAAGCGAAAAGACGCAUACAAAAAACAAGAAAAAAAUUGGGCAGAACUUAUAAAUAAUCAGGCCAGAUUCAGCGUACUCAGUGAUCGAGAAAUGCAAAAGAAAAAGAGAAACUUGGAAGAUGGACUAAAAGAUUUCAACUUAGUUCUAGCUAACGAACAGAAAAAUAAACAAGAGUUUUUGAAUAAAAUKAUGUACAAAACUAAAGCUUCAGAUGAAUUUUUUGAUCAGUUUAAUAAAACCACUCGUUAA
This is a messenger RNA of Diuraphis noxia (Russian wheat aphid), 1113 nucleotides long. RefSeq names its product RIB43A-like with coiled-coils protein 2. The record is from RefSeq and is a predicted model, not a curated record. Lineage: Eukaryota; Metazoa; Arthropoda; Insecta; Hemiptera; Aphididae.